Messenger RNA from Pleuronectes platessa (European plaice), 3849 nucleotides. It is a transcript of the gene appl1, whose product is annotated as adaptor protein, phosphotyrosine interaction, PH domain and leucine zipper containing 1. Lineage: Eukaryota; Metazoa; Chordata; Actinopteri; Pleuronectiformes; Pleuronectidae. Gene Ontology annotation, molecular function: protein binding. The record is from RefSeq and is a predicted model, not a curated record. The transcript is spliced from 22 exons. Gene Ontology annotation, biological process: signaling. The coding region runs from base 125 to 2251 and encodes 708 amino acids. Gene Ontology annotation, cellular component: cytoplasm; endosome membrane.
GAGCAGCUGGGUGGAUCUGUUUUGGGGUGUUGGAGGUUUCCUGGAGCUUCUGGAGCUGUCGCUGUGAUUUCUUGCGUCUUUUCCCCGUCGAUCGGCACCGAUUUCCCGCGCGCCCGCCGCAGCCAUGCCCGGGAUAGAGAAGCUGCCGAUAGAGGAGACUCUGGAGGACAGCCCGCAGACCCGCUCCCUGCUGGGAGUGUUUGAGGAGGACACUGCAGCCGUCUCCAACUACUGUACACAGCUCUAUCAGGCAAUGCAGAGGAUUUAUGACGCGCAGAACGAGCUCAGUGCUGCCACACACCUGACCUCCAGGCUGCUGAAAGAGUACGACAAACAGCGUUUUCCUCUAGGGGGCGAUGAUGAGGUGAUGAGCUCCACCCUGCAGCAGUUUGCAACAGUCAUCGAUGAGUUGAGCUCCUGUCACGCUGUCUUGUCCACCCAACUCGCAGACGCCAUGAUGUUUCCCAUCACUCAGUUCAAAGAAAGAGACCUGAAGGAGAUCCUCACUCUGAAAGAAGUCUUCCAGAUAUCCAGUGAUGAUCAUGACACAGCCAAUAAUCGAUACAGCCGCCUGUCCAAGAAGAGGGACAAUGACAAGAUGCGGGCCGAGGUCGUGGAGGACGUCUACACUUCCCGCAAGAAACAGCACCAGACCAUGAUGCACUACUUCUGCUCACUGAACACAUUACAGUACAAGAAGAAAACGGCCCUGCUGGAGCCUCUGCUGGGCUACAUGCAGGCCCAGAUCAGUUUCUUCAAGCUGGGGUCAGAAAAUCUCACCCAGCAGUGGGAAGACUUCCUGGGAACCAUAGGAACCAGCGUCCAGAAUGUCCGUCGGGAGAUGGAGGCGGAGGUGGGGCAGAUGCAGCAGACCAUCCAGCAGAUAGAGACAUCAUGUGACACCCUGUAUGCGCCAUGUGACCCUGACCCCGCCCUCUCACCUGUCUGUCGCAACCUGACCAGGAAACAGGGCUACCUGUACAUCCGCAAUAAAACAGGUCUGGUGUCUUCAUCCUGGGAGCGACAGUACUUCUUCACGCAGGGGGGUAACCUGAUGCAGCAGGGCCGUGGAGAGGUGGCGGGGGGGCUGCUCACAGACCUGGACAACAGCUCCGUCAUGGCAGUCGACAGCGACGACCGCCGCUUCUGCUUCCAGGUCACAUCCUUCGAUGGCAAGAAAGUGGUGACGCUGCAGUCGGAGACCAGGAAGGACUGUGAGGAGUGGAUCUCCACCAUAAACAACAUCUCCAAGAGGAUCUACCUGAGUGAGAACGCAGAGGAGCUGGCAGCCAGAGUGAACCAAUCAGCUAUUGAGGCUGUGACGCCCUCACCGUCCUUCCAGCAGAGACACGAGAGCAUGAGACCCAGCAGUAAAGGACGCGUGGGCCGAGCGAGCAGUAUCAGCUCGGUGGGGUCCGAGCCGUCGCCCGCUCUCUCUGUUCUCUCAUUGGACGCGCUGGUUGCACCGGAAACGCCCAUCCAGUUUGACAUCAUCUCCCCCGUCAGCGAAGAAAUCUCAGGGCAGAGCAAGACGGCAGCACAGUCCGGCAGAAGGAGUAAUCCGUUCGGAGAGUCUGGAGACAGCACAUCAGAAGAGAGUGAAGAGUCGAUCCUCCACCAGCUCUUCAUCGUCCGCUUCCUGGGCUCCAUGGAGGUGAGGACGCCCGAGUCCCCCGACGUCAUCUCUGAGACCAUGAGACAGAUCCUGGCUGCCAGAGCCAUCCACAACAUCUUCAGGAUGACGGAGUCCCACCUGCUGGUGACCUGCGACUGCCUCAAGCUUAUCGAUCCUCAGACACAAAUCACUCGACUCAGGUUCCCUCUGUCCAGCGUGCUCCAGUGUUCGUCCCAUCAGGACAACAAGAGGCUGUUUGGUUUCGUCUUGCAGCCGGCGAGUGAGAGUGGAGACAGCCGAGCCGUCGGCUACAUUUUUGAGUCCAACAACGACGGAGAGAAGAUCUGUGACAGUGUCGGUCUGGCCAAGCAGAUCGCCUUCCACUCCGAGAUGGACCGAAAGGCGGUGGAGAAGAGGAAGGAGCAGGACAAGGCCAAAGAGAAACAGCAGGAGGAACUCAGCAAACAGAGACAGAUAGAGAAGGAUCUGGAGGAGCAGAGUCGUCUGAUCGCGGCCUCGAGUCGUCCUGCCAACCCGCCCGCCGCUGACGGACAGUUUCUAGUGCUCAGCAACAGCCCGUCAGAGGAGGGUGACGCUGGGGACGAGGGGAAGAAGACGGGCGAGUCGGAGGCCUGAUGACACGGAGGCAUGUUUUACUUCCCAGGCAGGUCCCAGCUGGUUCUGUCGAAACAGCAGCUCAGGAAUCAGAGGAGGGGAACGCCACCCGCCCACCCCGGCUGCCUGGGACUGGAAAACAUGUGCUCCCUCUAAUGGACUCCCAUAUUUGUGAUGGACCCCAUCACUCUGAAAAUAGAGAACAAACUGAACACACCCUCACUAUAUGGGGAGGAGGAGGAAGAGCAGGAGGAGGAGGAGGAGCAGGAGGAGCAGGAGGAUUGGACGAAGAAACUCCUCAUAACGUGUUUUAUUCUGUGUGUAAAAACGCUUUUAUAUCGGCUCCGCUCUCCAGAAAAGAACAAAAAAUAUAGAUUAACCUGUAAGUUUCUGUUUUAUAUGAUUAUUUUAUAAAGAAAAAAGCUAAAAAUACUGACAGAGGAGAAAUAACCAGGAUCUGACUCCGGAGAAAACGCAGAAGUUGAAUUCAGACAGUGUCAGCUCUUGCUCAAGGGCACUUUGGCCAGCUCGGCUCAGACAUGUAAUGUUCUAAAACAAGAAGAGGAGGAGACAGAGUCAGAGAGAGAGAAGGGACUCUUAUUUUGAAGAGUCCUUCCGGUUGAGAAGACAUCCUGUGAUCUUCAUUCAUUUCCCUCCAGGGUGAAAAAUAACGUCUGAACGUCACCGAUUAAUGGUCAAGUAAAAAUAGAUGGAACGGUUUAACCCUCUUGUUGAGAGCUGGGUGAGUUUCCUUCUCUGUUGUAAUAAAUUCAAUAUUUUCGGCUUUUGGACCGUUUCUAAAAAACGAAUCUGUUGGUUAAUAGAAUGAAUGAGACUUUUAAACAGGUGGCGGAACUCUUCUCCUUCUUCUCGACCCCUGUUCGAGUCUCUUCCUGGUUUCCUUAAAUACGGAUAUUUAUAUAAACCCCAAUCGUUUACUGUGGACCACCCAACUCAAGCAAGUGCUCAUCGUUUCCUCAGAUAAACUAAAACUGCAUCUAGGUAAAAAAAUUUGUUUGAAUUUGUUUGAAAAGAUUAUUUCUGAUUCUCCUGUUUUUCGACGGUUUGCCGAAUAGAUUUUCUCUCUUUAGAAAUACCUAAAGUUUGGGCCUAACAGUUUCAUUGGAUUCAUUCACUAAACUGAAGCACGUGUCCUUCAUCACUCUCUUCUGUCGUGAGUUUCUCCUGGUGUCACGAUAUCUACCUGUGCUUUCACACGUGUGUACCUGGGUCGUUGCUUUGGGGCCUGUUGCGCUUUCCAUUGGUUUUUUCUUCAUUAAUCAGCCCCCCCCCCCCCCCCCCCGAGUGGCUCUCAGCGACCCGAGUGAGCUGCAGAAGAUGGAGCUUCGGUCCACAGGUCUUUGACUUUGCAUGAACGAUGGACGAACCUCCUCAGUCGGCUGUGGGGAUGUUAACAAGCUGAAAACAAAAGUUACUAAUGAAGAGUUGAUUUCUCUGUUGUCUUGUGGGAGGAAGUUACCUCGUGUUGGUGGAGCUGCACUUUAACAACUGACACAUCACGACAGGAUGGACGGUGUUGAACUGUAAAUAUGUGAUCGAUGUUCUAGUGUCAUGGUUAAUAAAAAGGCUUUUCAGUGAUAAUUAAAACACUAACUCCA